Molecule: messenger RNA, 2055 nt
Organism: Parathielavia appendiculata
Lineage: Eukaryota; Fungi; Ascomycota; Sordariomycetes; Sordariales; Chaetomiaceae
Exons: 4
Coding region: 1-2055 (684 amino acids)
Source: RefSeq, a predicted model, not a curated record
AUGGCCGAUAACAUCCACACAAACACAAACUGGUUCCGAUCCUUCGCUCGCUCCACGAGCAACAACAACACGAAACAACCAUCCCCGACAACAUCGACAUCAUCAAUAACAGCAACACCGCAUCCGAACUCGCUAACCCUCCAAAUCCGCCACGACCAUCACCAGAUCCUCCACGGGGCCCCAAACCCAACCCAGACCCCAACUACAGCCGAGCCAUCACCACCCCGCAAUCACCACCGCAAAUCCGCCGGUGCCACCCUCCGCACCGUGUCCAGUUUUCUGAGCCUCAAGUCUACUGGCAAAAGUGGUGGAAAUGGAAACGCUGGGGCCACUUGCAUGUCACCGACUGAGCUUGAACCGGAGGUUCAUUCAGGCCCUGGCCCUGGCACUAGCAUUGCUACUGGCUCUGGCUCCGGCCCGGGGGCUGACAGGGAGCAGCUCGGUGUCGGGCUUGUGCUGGGGUUGGGACGGGAGUCCAGGUCUGGAUCUGCGUCGGCGCCGGGGUCCACGUCGGAGCUUUUACGCGCGCCUGCGCCGGUGGCUAUGCUGCCGCUUACUGAUUUGACGGAGGUGGAUUGUUAUAGUGAUGAUGUUGUUGUUGUUGCUGCUGCUGCUGCUGUCGGUGGUGAGGGUGGCGGGAGGGAGGUGAGAGGGGGAGGAGGGGAGGGGACGUGGCAUAAUCCAAACUUGAUGCAGAUGGCUGAGAUGUUGAGCGCGGCUAUGGCGGGAAGCGGGGCAGGGAAGGCGCUGGAUGUUGCUCACAACUCGUGCGUACUCUCCCUCAUCGAGGGCUUCUACCGCCUCACCCGCAAGCUGCGCGAAACCGAGGAACAGCUGGCCGAGCUCAAGGACUUGCGCGAGAGGGAGCUGGAGCAGUUCCGCGGCAUGACCGAGGAAUGGAUGGAGACACGUGAAGCCUACAAGGCCGAGAUCAAGCGUCUAGAGCUCAGGCUUGCCAAGGAAAGCAGGGACGGGUUGGCCAGCGUCGCCCUGGCCAGGCAUGGGAGCCUCGUGGAUCGCGCCGGGAGCAAACGGUUCCAGGACAAGGUGAAGCGGUUGAGUAGCUCGCAGUAUCAAGACACCAAAGCAGAGCAGAGCAUCCCAGGCACGCCCUUCCCUUCUCAGGCCGCGACAAGUCAGAAUACUCCGGGCACAAUCCCCAAGAUUCUCGACUCCAACAGUGAUGUUCUGGUGAGCCGUAUCCUGGAGCGGCGCGAGAUGGAAGAGUGGAUGGCUCGCCAGGAGCGACGCCGAGAGGGCCGAGUGAGGGCUGGCCCAGUCCUUGUCCGGUCACGCGGCGCUCCUGAAUCCCACGAUUCCCUCGAGCAGACCUCCACGGCCAAACUGUCCCCUGAUCCUGCCAUGACCGCAGAUGGUUCCGUCGAGAUGCAAUCCUUGAACGUUCCCGUUCAAACAAAUGACGUACGGCAGCCAAGGGCGCUGCCCGCCUUCACGGCAGACAACGAAUUGGUCUCAUCAUACUCGUCAACCAGCACGGAAACGGAGCCGGGUCAAUCUGCUCUCAGGUCAACUGGCAAAGCGAACGGCCAACCGAAGAUGGCCCGCAACCAACGCUCCGAAUCUUCAGCUGCGGCUGACUAUCAACGCAUUGGCAAAGUGAAGCUGCCCCGGCUGUGGACCAAGGGCGGGAUUUCCUCGCUGGAGGAGCCUUCAGAGCGUGCUCCGCUGGACAAGAAACAACGCAGGCGGUGCUAUUCCUUCGAGAAAGGCGACGACGAGGUCUUGAGUGUUACCUCGCCUACCUGGCCACCCGAGGUCUUUUCUCCGCCUCAGUCGCCUGUGGAAGAGGAGGCAGCAGUAGAGGAGGCAGCAGUGCAGGUUGAAGGCAACAGGUUUCUAAGCGUCGUUCCAGGGGAAUCGGAUGCCUUAUGGGCAGGCUCAAACAUUGUGUCGACGGGAAUGUCGGACGUUGAUUGUGUUUCGAUCAAGCAUUCCACAUCCACCAAUACGGUCAAGUGGGUUGGGGAACGGGACAAGGUUAGAAGGGGUGUGACUGUCAAUACAGGGCAAGGCCAGAGGACAGAUUCCGCGUAG